This is a messenger RNA of Saccoglossus kowalevskii, 1106 nucleotides long. RefSeq names its product transmembrane protein 120A-like. Gene Ontology annotation, cellular component: membrane. NCBI's taxonomy places the organism in Eukaryota, Metazoa, Hemichordata, Enteropneusta, Harrimaniidae. The record is from RefSeq and is a predicted model, not a curated record.
UCAUAUGCACCAGCUGUUUUCAUUUACAGCGAAACGAAAAAAAAUCAGGAGACGAUGAGCAUUAAUGCGAUUGACGACUGUAUAGAUGAUUGGAAUAAUUUGCAGAAAGAAUACGCUGUGUUAGAAGAUGAUUUCAAUACAUAUCGAAAACAACUGGAUCAUCUCUAUGUACUGCAAGAAAAAAGUCAAAAAAUCAUCAAACAUCAGAAAAGACGAUAUCAGCUUAUUUUAGAAACUUUCAAAAAAAAUGAGAAUAAUUUAUCAUUGAGUGAGCAGGAUGCGGUCAAAGACAUUAAAGAAAAGAUUGCACAGAGACAAGAUAAUUUCAAACAAAUGGGAGAUAACCUGCCAAGACCCAGUGGAAAACUACUGACGUGUGUGCUUGGACCAAUCAGUGUUAGUUUACUUAAGAAGUCGGAAAGGUUCAAAUAUAAAGAUGAGUAUGAAAAGUUCAAGUUCAUCUGCAUAAUAAUUACAUUGCUAUUCUCUUUUGUAAACCUGUUUAUAUUAGAGACCAGAUUUUUAGAUGCCAUAUUUCAUUUUAUGCUGUUAUGGUACUACUGUACAGUCACAUUGAGGGAACACAUACUUAUGCAUAAUGGGUCCAGGAUCAAAGGCUGGUGGGUGUUCCAUCAUUAUAUAUCAUGUGUAUUAUCUGGAAUAUUACUUAUCUGGCCUGAUGGACAUGUGUAUCAUUUAUUUAGAAGACAGUUCAUGGCUUUUUCACUCUACCUUAGUUUUGUCCAAGUUUUGCAAUAUUAUUAUCAGAGAGGUUGUCUCUACAGACUUAGAGCACUUGGUGAGAAAGGCAAUAUGGACAUAACAAGUGAGGGUUUUCAAACCUGGAUGUGGAGAGGGUUGACUUUCCUGAUUCCAUUCUUAUUUCUAGGACAUUUAUACAAUGCUUACACGUUAUAUAGACUAUCGUACCAUGAAGAUUGCUUUGAAUGGCAGGUUCCUGCCUCAGGAUUUGUGUUUCUCCUUCUCUUUCUUGGAAACUUCAUCACAACACUACUUGUAAUUCAGCACAAAAUUUCUAAAACCAUUAACCAGCAAUCCAAUAAAAAACUUUGAUUGUGUAAUUGUUGGUUGAGGCAACAUGCAAG